AGAGUGUGGCUUUUAAAUGGUGCCCGGUUGACGGCAUAGUCUCGUCUGCAGCAAAAGUAAGAAUUUCCAUAUGCUUUGUGUCCUGUUAUAUGAGGCAGGCAGCUGGAAUGCCGCCUCUGCUACUGUUACCAAAGGCAUCCGAAAUGACAGCCGUGAGCGCCUCACAAACAACUGUGGACAAGAGGCGCAGAGCAGAGCGACAACUCCACUAGAAGACUCCGGUUGUUCCACUGGACACCGGGGAGUGAAGCGGGGAUUCCCGGGGACUUGUGUCUCACUCUUUUUCGUCUCAGAAGCGUCCCGGAUUAAAAUUAUAACAACAAAGACCUUGCAACAUCGGGGGAACCUAGCGAAUGGAAGCGCUCCAGAAAACUUACCGAGGAGACACCAGUCCUUACAGAAAGCUCCAGUCCGACAAGGGUCUUUGUAAUCCCGGGACGCAACAGGAGGAAUCGAAAUACGUGGAUUUGGAUGAUUUGCUUGCCAUGAAAGCGGAAGGUACAAAAACUGUAAAAGUUACUUUUACCGGGGAGGGGAACCAACUGGCUAUAAUUAAAUGCAAUAAUGACGCGCCGAUUUCAGGGGACAAGACAGCAGUCGACUGCAAUCGGAGGGAACAUGCUGCUUACAUCCCCACCAAUGACUGUAAAUAUAAUAAUGAUGAACAUACCGGGCAGGUCAGACCCGAAAAGAGAGCAGCGAGUAACCUUUCGUCCGAAACUGCGUCUUCCCCGGACUCUCCUAACGAUUUCGGGGACUGUGACGAAGUUCCAGCCGACAAACGGGACGCUGUAGGGGAGCAUAAACGGGACUAUCUGCGGCAAAGUUACGACACAAAAAAUACUUCGUUUGAAAUUGAAGAAUUGCAUUACACGGAUAUGUAUUUGGCCAGGAAAAGUGAAUCGGACGACGGCGUAAGCGUGGUUUUAUCGGAAAAUUGCACCCCUAUCUGCGCAGAGGACGAGUCUCACUACAUCACGACCCAUGAGAUACAGCUGUUAGAGUUAGACCACGACGUUGACUACGAUUUCGGCGGCGGAUCCUGCUGGGACAUUGAAGAUGACAACCGGGUCUACUCAUUCGUCGACUACGCUUCUUUUGACAGCGACGAGACGAUCGAGGAAGCGCAGGUAUUAGAAGACAAGACUCUGGCGAAACUGAAAAACAACCAGGGACAAUCUAAUAACACUACGCUCCUGUGUCGUACUAACGGGGCGGCAGUCAGCACUAAGCAAGAACACGAUCCGUGCGACUUGGACAAAUGCGCCAGUCCGGAUGAAAUCCUGUUAAAGCACCAGAACGGCAGUGGGAAUUCUGUGGGACAGAUCCAUCUGUCAAUCAAAACCGCUUCCAGGGCUAUAAACGACAGGCGCAACAGCCUGGACAAUGAAAACCUGCAUUACUGUGCUAAGCACGACGGAGACUUGAACGGCUACGUUUUUAAAAGCCAAAAUGUAAAAGCAGAGGCAACAUGUGACAGGUCGAACUGUUUUAUCCCGGCCCCUGGCCGCCUGCAUAUUGGCAGUAAAUUAAAGGGGAAAGACAUCGCGGAGUACUCCAGUGGGGCAUCCAGUUCAAUAAGCGAAAUGGACGAUGCGGAUAAGGAGGUGCGCAAUUUAACGACGAGGGCCUUUCGGAGUUUAGCCUGUCCGUACUUCGAUGCGAUUAAUUUCAGCACCUCCAGCGAGUCAUCUGCUUCAGAACACGGCUUGGGGCUGAACAGGUGGUCUGCAUUUGUUGAUCUAAAGUGCGGUAAUCUGACGCAGGGAAGGGAGCAAAAAAUGUCCCACAAAAGUUCAGCUUCGACGUUUGAAAUAAACAGUAAUUCAGAGACAAAAGGCAAACACGCAUUACCGUUACCCAGUCAGAAAGGAACCCAGACAAAGAUCUUCGCUCUGAAUAGCAGCCUGCCUGAUCCCAGUGGCACAUCGUCAUCCACGAAGAAAAUUGAAGUAAAGAGCAAAGUGGGCGAUGGGCAGAGUGAGGUGAUAACUUUAACAGAGACUCUGAAUUUUCAUUGUAACAUACUGGCGACUGUUGACGACAGAGACAGGCAUGUGAAAUUUGCGGAAAAUGCUGCGGGAUCAAAUUCGGCGGAUGAAGUUACAAGCACCAUGCCAAGUGAGCCAGGAACUGAGGACAGCCAUCAGACCGGCGAGACAGGGGAGGCCAUGGAUGACACGCAGAAAAAGUCCAUAUUUGCCUCCAGUCUUCUGAAAAAUGUCAUUUCGAAGAAAAUGCAGUUUGAACAGGAACGUAAAAUGGAAAGGGGAGAGAUAUCGGACACAUUCCCAAUUCUGUCUCCAAGCUUCCUGUGCAAAGACCAUGAAAUUCCUAGGGAGAAGGUCACCGCGGAGGAGACUGAGGACCUACAAAGGCAAGCCUCUAAGAUGUUAGAGACAGGGUCAGGGAUUACUAUCCUUUCUCUGGACGAACUCGGAGACAUAGUGGACAGCAAUUCAUGUGAGCCGAAGGAUAACAGGCAAAGAGAUGGAUCGUUAACUAUUUCACCUGAACCUAACAGCGAGGCAGCAAAGGAAAAGCCGGCAGACACGAAGAUAGGAGCUUCGGAGGCGACCAAGAGCACCCUCCACCGUAGCCACAACAGUGCAUUUCGGAACUGGAGGGAAGACGGGCUGGAGUUUCGAAAGGAACAGGAAAGUAAGAAAACUCCAGCUAAGAAGCUAACGUCGUUCACGGACAACUUCGGUAAAGCAAACUUAGACCUCGAAACGGGGAACAGCAGACUAACUAAAAUGUCCCACUUAUUCUUGCCAAGCAUACAGCUUCCCUGCAAAGACAGGGGACAGGCGAAAACGAAGAAUAAACACCCACCCCACAGCAUGACUGGGCAAGGAGAAUUAAGAGACACCAGAUUGAGCUUCAAUAGCACUGGCGCCACAAGCGGUGUUGUGCCGUCAAAGCCGCCUGGAAUCAAAAUAAGUUUGCGGAGUGUGAAGGACAACAAACCAAAUCCGUUCAACAUAGCUAACCUGCUAACUCCGAACAUAGUGUCCAGUGGGACCAGCGCUGUAAGGUCGGCCGGCGACUCCAAAUGCCAAACGCUUAUCACAUCACUGAAGGGAGAGAUGAUGGAGAAAGUGCCUCAUUUCAUAGUCAGAGACAUCAGGGAUACCAAGGGAAAGAUGCAGCCUCCGAUUUACCAGGUUAGAGAUGUGCGUAAGCUGGUCAAAAGUUCUUAUCACUUUGUUUCACUCGAUAAUCAGGAAAACAAACCAGCAGGCGCAGCUGAUUCAAAUGUGGAGCAGAAGGCAUCUAAGGAAGAACCCAUGAGAACCACAGCAUCUCUGUCGCCCCUAGUUAUCAAGUGUCAGUCAGUGAACACAAACAGUAACGCGAAACAACUGGAGAACAUAACUGCAGUCUCGUGGAAGAGGCUUGCGGAGGGUAAACCUGAGGUUGACACGUCAUCUUCCCUCGUGCCUGCAGACGACGCUAAAAAUAGAAGCAUACUAGUGAAACGUGCGACGGGUCGAGUUCCUUUAGCUACCACUAAACAAAAGGUCAUUGACGCAGGUGAAAGGAAAGCCGAGUCGAAAGUGGCUAACCAGGCUGCCAUAGAGAAACUGAGGGCAGCGGUCAAAACGAUGGAACAGCUCUACGUCUUCGAUCGGAAUGAAUGGAAACGUAAAAUCCAGGCCCCCAGGCCAGUUACAGACAGCCACGUACUUUCACUUAUUACCAGUGCGGAACAAUUAACUACAGGAAAAUCGGAAUGCGGAGCAGAGCCCGGAAACCCGACUGGUUGCGCAGCGGCAGGUAACGAGAAGUUAAUCCAAGCAAACUCCCACCGAAACUCAAAUCAGUCAUCCCCAACAUUGCCUGCUGUUCCCACUCCAGAAGAAAAGGAAUUUCUUAAAACGUUACACAUCCCAUUUAAUCAAGAGGAAAAACAUUCAUUUAGAGUAGCAUCUCAUCAAAGCGGACUUUCCAGUAGCAAAACAGCAUUCCCGAUGGGGGAUAAAACUAGGAUCAUCAGCAGCAGUAACAGCAACGAUAAAGUUCUCAUGUCGUCAGCACAUCCUCGUACCAAAUGCUCUGCCUCUAAAAGCCCAGAAGCGCCUCUGUCAUUAAAAAUAUCUCAAGCUAGGUCUGCAGCAGAGGAGAAAGAGACGCCCAGUUCCAGUGAAGGGAACCAGUCGGCCCUCUGUGAUUCUGAGAAUUACCUGACUAUACCCGUUAAAUGUCACGCCGGCAGAGAGCCGAUGAACAAGUCGACUAGUACAUGGUCAUCCACUAGUGCCAAGCACCAGGACCAAAGCCCCGCCAGUCACUCUACCAAAGCCAACGCAAGGAGACACAGCAGGCCGACAGCCAACAAAAUUGUCAUCUCAGAGACACGGUCCCCAGACUCCCCUACUGCUACCAUCUACCAUCACUCCCUGCCCUUGGCAGCACAAGGUGUGCAACCACAGGUCCUCUGCUUUUCACAACCAGUGCCUACGGCAACGGCGACACCAUCGGCCGAGUCCUUCCAGCAGACCCAACGGAAGAUGCUACUAGAUCCCACCACAGGGCACUAUUAUCUGGUGGAUACCCCAGUCCAGCCAACUACGAGGAGGCUGUUUGACCCCGAGACCAGACAGUAUGUCGAUGUCCCCAUGUCACAGCCAUCAGUGACUCCCGUUCCUGUGUCCGUCUCACCUCUGGCACUCAGCCCCAGUUCAUAUAGCCCUGCCUACAUGAUCUACCCAGGCUUUAUGCCCUCAACGGCCAUGCUGCCCAGCCAAACGCCACCAGAGACAGACAGCGGUGUAGACAAGCUCGCCAGCCAAGAGGGCACACAUGGGGGGCAGUCAAUGGACGCGGUAUGCUGGGAGAGCCCUUACUGUAGCCCCACAAGGUGGUGCCCACAAGGCGCUACCAAACCCCAGUUUAUCACCGGCAGGGGCUCCGAGGCCAUCCAGUGUCCCUCUGAUGGAAAGCCUAUCAUCAGUAUUACAACGCAGCAAGGCCCAAGAAUCAUUGCUCCACCAUCGUUUGAUGGAACCACUAUGAGUUUUGUUGUAGAGCACAGGUAAACUGCAGGUGAUUUUUUACAUGGACAAUCCAUGAAGUUUUCCUGCAAUUCCCACAAUCGCCUGGUUUUCUUGAGCCAAUCCUGGCACGGCUUGGUUCGAGGUCAUCAGUCAGGUCCCACUGCUGACCCGCCCAGUCGCACCUCCUCUUUCAACCUGCUCAAUUCCCUUAUGCCCGUCCUUCCGCAUUUAGCCAACUCUCCCUUUCGAAUUUCCCUUUGACUGUUGCAACCAAGUUGCAAAGCCAUUGCUAAAAAAAUGUAAUGCAUGCCAGUCACUUCACCAUUACUACAACCUUCGUUGGCAUGAACAAGCCAGGAAAAAAAAUAUCUUGAGUAUGUGUGCAGCAAAUGAAACUGUACACCCCAGUACACUCCAAAUCCUACUCUUUCAUUCGUAGAUACAUAGUCUUUGGGUGGUUGGCAAAAACCCUCGUACGAUGCUGCUUAAUUGAGGCAGUACAGACACACUUGCUGGACAUUAUUACCGAAUGGUAAUGGCCUAAUGAUGAUGCUUUCUAGGAGACCUCAAUAGGAUGGUUGUGACCGUGCUCUGGAGAACAGUAUGCAAGCAGUCCUGGGAAAUGCGGAGCUCAGGGGAAUCCCAUGCAAUCAUCAAACUCUGCUUUGCAGAGUGAAAUAAAGCUUAACCAACAGUAUAGAUUGCUGUCCUGCGCACUAAACAACUUCUGUUUUUGGGAAGGCUGCCACCAGGCUGCAGUGGGGCAGUGGCAUACCCUUCGGGCCAGACGGCUUCUAUUCGUUGCCCUUCGGCUUAAGCACAGCGCCAGACCCCUCUCCCCUCCUUGGUCUCUGAAGAGGGUCCACCUCUCAUGUAUCCCCGCAGUGUACAUUAUCAUGAUACAAGGCAGUGUACGACACAUGGGUUACAGCAGUGUGUAUGUGAGUAUGGACACCCUCUGUGCAGCCCUGUGUUUGAUGAGGGGCCGAGUGCACUGCAGAAUGGCAUGUGCUCUCAGCAGCAGGAACUCCAGCCUAACUUUGGCUCCGAAUCCAGGGAGUUGGGCCUGUGCCUUUACUUUGGCAAAAGUUACCAAAGUAGUAGCAGGUCCAUGGAGGCACCUGCUGGGACUUUUUAGGGGAAAGUCUCCUCUAUGGGUCCCAGGCUCUGACCCCCAUAUAAGGGGAAGACCUGCCGCUAGAGAGGGUGGAUGUGUGUAUGUGUGAAUUUGCAUGUGUUAAGGUUAUCGCUGUAGCUAUAAAUGACCAUGUGUCUCUCUGUCUGAGUACAAAGGAGGGGUAUCAGACCUGGCAGAGCAACCCUGGAAGAAGCUAUUUAGCCCAUGGGACUGCCAUUCCCCGAGAAUCUGAAAAGAUGGCUGCUGCAACCAAGGAAUUUUAGGCCAGAAAUCAAAAAAAUACCCGCAAAUAAACCAUUAGGUCAAGCAUUUGGGUCAAAAAACUAAUAAUGUAUAAAUGCGGUCAUACUCACAUAACCCAGCAUCUUUGGUGGUUUUUGAAAGAGCAAAACUUUAAACGUGGGCGAGCAACCUCAUAUUUCUACCGGUUAGUUUCACUCCGACUGUACAUUUUCCAUGUACGCAUACUCCGGCUAUUUUUCAGAAUUUGAAAUGAAUUUCCUGGCUUCCUGGCGACCUGUAUUUUUUUGGUACAAAAUUUAAGAGAAAUAAAACAAACUUGAAUAUUAAAAAUAAUACUGGGGCUGUAAUCAGCUGAGCUGAGCAAGUUUUAUUUACAAAAUAAAACUGAAAACUGUGUGGCGUAUUAUUUAAGUCCCACUGCUGAGCCACCUGACAUGCUAAGCAGCAUGUCCCGCCAAUGUAAGAGAGGCCAACGUGAAGCAUUUCUAGAUCCACGGUUAGCUAAGCAUAGGUUGGUGUUAUGUUUUUCUUUUUUGUUACACUAAAAUGAAAAUGAAUCACAGGUACUCUAAACUGCUGGUCAGUCCGUUUACCUGAAGAACCUGUAGAAGUAUUUUGUUUAAAACCAGCACUCUCACGCCAUGUGUCUCUGUCAGUGAGAGUGUGGCUUUCAGUCGAUUCCCGAGGACACAAAAUGGGUUUGCACAGCGCCUUAUUAAACAAAAUAAUAAUAAACUGUUGCACUUUGAAAGAUCUUAAGCUGAAGUUCCUGCUAUAUUUACCAUAAUCUAUUUUUAACUUCAGAUUGAGGUUUCCUAAUAAUAGGAGCUAUUGAGACAAGUACUGUUGAUAAAACGCAUAACCUCAUUCAACAGCCACAGCAGAUUGUCAUGUAAACUGUAAUAUUUCGGUCUCUGGACGUUGUGAUAAACUGUGUUCUCUUUGUGUUUUUUUUUUACACAUAGAAAUUACUGCUGUCAUAAAUAUUGAGGUAAUUUUGAAAUGGUUGAUUGUGCAUAAUGGUCUGUGCACUCCCUGUGUGCUGGAAGAAGGAAUGAAUGUCACACUUUGGAAUACCGUUAAUCUCUCAGGCCCCAUGGCUGCGAAACCGUAUGUAGCUUCUGUUGUUGUUUUUUCUCAAAAUGAAACCUGUAUAUGUGAGUGAACCCCCCCCCCAGAUCCACAUUCAGACAGAAAAUUACUAUCUUAAUGCUUGAAGGCACCUAAAGACCAACAGUGGAUCAAUGUUUCACUACAGUCUCAACCUAGCAAUGCAGCACAUAUACCUGGUUAACCAAGGUGGAAGUACAUCACUUGAAAUUAAGAAAAAGUGCCUACAAUUCCUUCACAAGGUCAGUCUGCUGCUAAUCAUUAAAUCUCAGAUCCUGUUUCUGUUUCACAUCGUACCUGACUUUGUGCCAGCCUUGUUAUUGGGCAAGAUUUCUUUUUACUGUGAGGUGCACCUUAUCUGAGCCGUGAAAACCCAAACUAUUAUUGUUUGGAUGCAUCGAGUUUAGGGAAAACUUGUGGUUCAUGGGUUUUCAAGAGUUUGUACAGUGAGCCAAGCCUUGCUGGGAUAAGGACCCCUUUCAUAAAAAGGAAGAGGUAUAAAAUCCCCUGUAUCAACACGAACCUCCAGUUUGAAGUUUUGGGCUUGGGGGCAAAGAAUUAUAAGGUCCAAUGUUUACUUGGUGAAAAAGACACUGUGGCCUGAAGUGUUUUUGAGAUGAAGGUUGAACUGGACAAUGUAAUGUGGCGAAGGUAGGAGAGACGUAUGUGAAGACCUCAAAGGAUGCUUUGUAGAAGAAUCGGUUGGCAUAGGUUGGGAGAGGUCUGGAAAGCGGCAUUCUCCCGACACUCGAAGAUGCCAACAUCGUGCUGCCAAAUGGAACUGGAAUUCCUGGGAAACGACGGAUUCCUUGAAAAGACGAGGGACAGCAAACGGACUUUGGUGAAUGAGGUUCCGCAGAGGAAUUACAAGGGGAAAUGGCGAGAAAAGUGCUGUUAGAAUGAAUAUGUUGAUUUUGCAAGCUGGUGUACAUUGAGACCGAUGCCUAAAUGAUGUACUAUUCCACCACA
Messenger RNA from Brienomyrus brachyistius, 8460 nucleotides. RefSeq lists its product as uncharacterized. Lineage: Eukaryota; Metazoa; Chordata; Actinopteri; Osteoglossiformes; Mormyridae. Bases 354 to 5042 code for a protein of 1562 amino acids. The transcript has 2 exons. The record is from RefSeq and is a predicted model, not a curated record.